ACAUUUUCUGAUAUGUACAUAUGUGGUUCUCAAUAUAAAAAUUUCUAUAUGUAUGUCGUGAUACGAUCGAUUUAUAACAACUGCCUAAAUAUAAUUUGUAUAACCCACUUCUUCUGACAUUUAUAUCUUCGCGAAAAAUAUACAAUACAAAAGUUUACUUCCACGUGACUCGCACGUGUUAAAAAAUGUCAGAUCUUUCAGAUACAGUAAAAGAGGAACCACUGGAUGUAAAAUUGACAAAAAAAGGAAUGCUGAUCUACGGCGAGUGGAGUCGGGAGAAAUUAAUUAAUGUGCUAACGAGCAAACUCACGCGACGUGGCAAACAGGAAUUACCCGUGUGCGACGACACGUUGCCUCAAGUGUUGCAUUGCAUCAUCCACAGUGGAAUUUACGAUGAGCACGUUUUACGUCAGAUAGAAAUAAGAGAUAUGUCACCGCACAGUAUCGUGAAAGCGAUGAAAUACGGUCUUCUCAGUCUCACGUCCGAAGAACUGAGAUAUUUUGAAGACUUCGGAGUUGAAUUAAAGGACAUAGGCGCACAAACAUUCAACGACAGAUUGAUAAGGAAAUUGUACGCAUCCAGAUUAUCCGAAGCUCAGUGCCGAUCUAUUGUCACGUGCGGAUUGGCAUCCCAGGACAAAUGUGUACUAUAUUGGCUUUUCUUGAGUGGCAUUGACGUGCCGAGAAUUCUAUCGUGGCCAGGGAAAAUCACGCCGGCUACAUCGACGAUAAUUGGUUUUCUAAGAAAAUUCGGCGUAAGUGAAGACACUCUUCGCCACGUAGAAGAGAACGGUAUCGACGACGAAGCCGAAGAUAUGUUAAUCGAUCUCGGGUAUAACGAAUACGAAGAAAUGAUGGCUACGGAAGCAAGUGAAGCGUUUUGACUAAUUUUUAUUAAAAAAUACACGAAGACACUGUGCUGUAAAAAUUAAGUGAUCUACACACAUUGAAAAUAAAAUGUGAUCCGUAGGAAGUGAUAUGCGAAUGCAGUUUGCUUACAUUGAGGUCCGCCUCCUCGGACGAAGAAACAGCUGACACUGCGUCCGACAGUUCUUUGUUAGAGACGAGAAUACCUUGUUCGACAUUUUUAAAAAUACAGUCUGAUCUUGCCGCGGGUACUUGCAUCUGUCAUAUAAUAAAUUCCAUAAAAUUAUUGCGGAAACAAGACACUGAAACUUCGAGAACUUCUCACGAUUAUUUGAGGUAUCUUGAAGUGUUGUUUAAAAUCGCAACAUUAAUUGUUGUUGCGUGAAAGCACGACGUGAUAUAAAUCUAGAGGUGCGAUGAAUUGUACGUGUAUAGACAAAAUGUGAUGGUGCCACUGACGUGGGCGAUAAGCAGAGCUUUGAGAUAUCAACCGUCAGAUCCCACGCAUUACGUAGCCCAACAGUUGUUACGUUGGAAGUACGGCAAUGUCUCACAAAAGGAAGUACGUGAUAUUCAAGAAUUCGUGGUUUCUGCCACGACAAUGACGGAACAAAGACGCGUGGUAAGAUACACGUUUAUUUUCCUAUUCGCAAAAUACGACUGUAUUCCCAUUCUGUUUCAAUUAGGAAGAACGUAUGCGCAAAGAAGACGCGAUUAAACGUCAAAAUGCAGAAGCGUUAAAACAUAUUCCUUGCGACGUGUGCUUAGAGCGACAAAAAUUGUAUCCUGUUUUAGAACGUUGUUGGAAAUGCAGGGGAGUGCUAAUGUCACCGCUGCAAGUGAGACACAAAUUUUGCAAAGGGAAGCAAAUAAUUCUUCUACAAAAUUCAAGCUAAGUAAGGCAAGAAACGUUUUUCACGCACGCUCUUCAUAAAAAAUUCGUUUAUUUUAUAUUUGGACUUGUACAUUUAGUUUCGCAUUAAGUUUAUCAGAACAAUAUAUUUCGGUGCAGAAAUCGCACAAGAGUAUUACGUGGAACGGAAUGGAAUGAAAAAAUGUCCGACGCAUCACAAUAAAACGAUGUUUAACACAUUCUGGCAGUGAUCAAAGUUGUUCAAAAACUUUCUUUUUUAGUACAAAAAGUACCGAACUUUCUUUUUUUUUUUUAGUCGUUUCUAUAAUUAUAUAUUACGUACUCGACCAAAUAUUUUAUACUUGGAAAUGCACGUACUAUAUACGAUUUAUUUACUUUGUAAUGUCAGGCAGUCGCAUGAACGAAUACUAAUCCGGUAA
This is a messenger RNA of Pseudomyrmex gracilis, 2160 nucleotides long. RefSeq lists its product as uncharacterized. The record is from RefSeq and is a predicted model, not a curated record. NCBI's taxonomy places the organism in Eukaryota, Metazoa, Arthropoda, Insecta, Hymenoptera, Formicidae. The coding region runs from base 186 to 884 and encodes 232 amino acids. The transcript has 2 exons.